AUGACUGCCGCACCACUCCAUACUGCCGACAGAGCAGGACCGACUGAUAAUGCAAAAACCAGUGUCUCAUCAGCUGAGCCUGAAGGAAAGGACAUCCACUUCCAUGUCUCUUCACAGCACCUUCAGCUUGUAUCACCUUGGUUCAAGCGCGCCAUGACCAAAGAAGGGUGGGCCGAGUCUAAACUCACAAACGGACAUUACCAAGUUCGUGCUCAUGAUUGGGACGAGCAGGCAUUCCUCAUGGUACUGAACAUCUUUCACUUGCGUAACAAACAAGUACCAAGGAACGUACCGCUUGAGAUGCUUGCCAAGCUAGCUGUGCUGGUUGACUACUACGAAUGCGGCGAAGCUAUUGAGCUUUUCACAGCAAUGUGGAUCAACAAGGUCAAAGAGACCGCUAUACCGUCCAGCUACUGCCGCGACCUAAUCUUGUGGGUCUGGGUUGCGUGGGUGUUCGAUAUGCCUGAACAUUGCCAGCGUGCGACUGCUGUGGUGAUGAAGGAGCUUAAGGAGGCGAUGCCCACUCUGGGUUUGCCAUUCCCAAACUUUGUUUCAAGUGUGGUGAAUCUGAGACGUUGCCAGGCAAUAGAAUCAGUAAUCAGCGAUCUGCACAACCUGCUCGACGAGUACCGUAGCAGCAAAUACAAGUGCAAACAAAAUGCUGCCUUCUCGUUCCAGUGCAGUUCGCUUCUAUUGGGCGCACUCACGAAAGAGUUGGACAGUUGGUCGCUACUCUCUCCACGUCCAGAACCACCAUUUCUCGACCUCAGCUUCAGCAGCAUUUGCACCAAAAUUCGUGGUGUCAAGUCACUUACCUGUUUCGCCAAGAUUAACAUGAAUGGAUGGUUUUACGGCAGCGGACAUUCCUGCGAGCUGAGAACAGCUGUAGUGGCGAUCGUAGAAAAGGCAGCAUCCGGGGUAGUGGGCCUGAGCCUAGAUCAUAUCCGGGGAACUAGCAAGCCAUCGGAAACCAUCUCAUCCGAGUACAUCAGCAACUCAUAUGGGCUCGGCAGACGUUACGGUCUCGACUAUGCGGAUGAUUAUGACGAAGACUACCGCGACGAGUACCAUUACCACAACUACGACAGCGAUUAUUAG
This is a messenger RNA of Ascochyta rabiei, 1098 nucleotides long. RefSeq lists its product as uncharacterized. Bases 1 to 1098 code for a protein of 365 amino acids. The transcript has 2 exons. Lineage: Eukaryota; Fungi; Ascomycota; Dothideomycetes; Pleosporales; Didymellaceae. The record is from RefSeq and is a predicted model, not a curated record.